GGUCUAAAGAAGAGUCAGGAUUUAGGUUGGCAGAACUGGGCGGCACAUCCCACCAAGAAUUCUGAAGGGUACCCCUCUGAGCUUCAAACGCCUGCUGUGCACGUUUAUGUUGUUGAGGGAUUCACGGGAAACGCUUUUCCUGAAAUGCUCUAUUUUCAACAGGGUUUGAUAGUCAAGUGAGCACAGCGCCGCCCACAUAGCAAGAGAUGCUCAGAAUUUCUAAUUCCCAUUCUGCCCUGUGUUUUAUUUCUUCAGAAGCGAUGUUGGCACCGAAUGUCCGUAGGCUGCUCCGGAGGUUUGCAGAUUCCGUCGGCUGUAGCGCAAGUUUUAAUCAAUAAGGUUGCGUUUGAAGACUCAUUGAGUCAAUCCAUUGAAAGAGCUAGAGUGUAUUACGGAGUAGACACUGGUCUGACAGAAAUUGAAGGUAUGCUGUCGGUACUUUCAUUGUCACGCUUCUACUCUGCGCCACGUUUCGUAGAGAGCUACAUGUAUUUUGAUUUCUUCUAAUUUUUAAUUUUCUGUAAGAUAAAUGACUGCUUAGUUAGCAUCAGACCAAAUCCGCUCUGUCUUUUCCUUUAUUGUUCUUGAUUCUUUUUUACUAAAGUCUUAUCCUUGGCUUCUCAGUGGUAUGUCCCCCCCUCCUCAUACAAGCGUGUUAGCCUGCGAAUACUGCCUCCGCUGAGGUCGUUUCGAAAAACGUACCGACGGUCGGGAGCAACGAGAGAGGUUGUAUUGCAAUUUGCAAGCUAUUUUGAUAUAUUCGAGGCUUUGUUAACAGACAGAUACGAUUUAGUCACAGCUUAGUGACUAUACAACGUGGGAUAAUAUAACAGUACAAUUUUUUAUUAUCGGGUAACAAGUACAGGGAAGUAUACAGCAUCAGUCGGAUUCCCUGGCACACAAACUUAUGAGAAGUCGAGCACAAUGUUGGCAUAACGGUUCCCUCUUCUCUAUUAGCACUAGUGUUCCUCUUAUUACGUCCUAUUCGAACUGAAUUAGAAACUGAAAAUCUUGCUCAAUGUAUUGUGACAUCAAAUGAUAAGGGAAAAACAUUACCAAGAUAAAAUCACCUGACCCUUUUACUUUUUCUCUCCGCUAAUGCUGUAUAAAGACCACUGAGGAAAGGCUAGUACGUGUAUUGACUUUCGGGUUUACUAUUUUGCAGGUAAUAGGUUUAAAGACUCCAAACUUAAAGCCCUUAUUGUGCAGAGUUUGCGUGAAAAGGGACAUAAUGUCACGGAUAAUAAGGCUUCGGUAACAGAUGUGAAUGGUGUAUCUUAUUUUCAAGAAAAGAUCUCAGCUCAUGCGGACAGUAGAAGAGGCGGAGCACAAGGCAGUGCUCAGUUUUGA
Molecule: messenger RNA, 1350 nt
Organism: Porites evermanni
Lineage: Eukaryota; Metazoa; Cnidaria; Anthozoa; Scleractinia; Poritidae
Source: the annotation of a GenBank genome assembly